Messenger RNA from Larimichthys crocea (large yellow croaker), 1750 nucleotides. RefSeq names its product A-kinase anchoring protein 7 (gene akap7). Gene Ontology annotation, cellular component: cytosol. The coding region runs from base 203 to 1525 and encodes 440 amino acids. NCBI's taxonomy places the organism in Eukaryota, Metazoa, Chordata, Actinopteri, Sciaenidae. The transcript is spliced from 13 exons. Gene Ontology annotation, molecular function: protein kinase A regulatory subunit binding. The record is from RefSeq and is a predicted model, not a curated record.
UUUAGCCACCUCGACGGUUGCCGUGCAGCAUGGCGGUUUGAGUCAUUCCAACAGGUGCUCACGUGGCUCUCCUCACCUGGCACCUGUCCCAGAGCUUCCGAUCAGGUCGACGCGUUCAGCUGUAGUUUGUUUACAGAGGUCCGUUUGGAGGCUGCGUCCCAAAUCUGCACACCGGUUUCCACUCAAGCUAACAGUGUGCGAAAUGCAAGCAGCCACUAUCUCAUAUGGCAAAGAGACCACUGCGGUUGCCUUAGAUGAUGAUGAAGAUGAAGAUGAUGAGGGUGGUGGUGGUGGUGGUGAGGUUGGACAGGAGAGUCGGACAGAAGACAGCGAGUUAAAGAAACCAGGACAGGUGCAUACAGUCAGCAUGGACGUCCAGCAACACGCAGCGCCAGCUCCGGCUGCAUCAAGCGAGAAGACCGCAAAGAAGAAGACGAGGAGGGACAAGAGGAGACUGAUGAAGAAGAAGCUCACGUCAGCUGAUACUUCAGACAAUUUAAUGUCAGAGCUUCCGUUUUCUCUGGCCAGCCCCACCGCAUGGAAAGAGUUAGGAUUCCUCAGCUCAGAGUCAACCCAGACGAAGAGGAAGAGGAAGAGAGGAGACGUUGGAGGGCGAGUGGACAGUGAAGAGGAUGCAGAGAAGAAGAAGAAAAAGAAAGAAAGCCAGAGACCCAACUACUUUGUCUCCAUCCCCAUCACUAACACACAGAUCACUUCAGCCGUCAUCGAGGUCCAAGAGGCGGUGCUUCAGCAGGAGCCACGAUUGGCCAAAGCCAUGAUUCCUGUCCCGACUCUCCACAUCACGCUUUUAGUCACUCAUCUCGCCAAUCAGGAGCAAGUGGACCUGGCAGCUACUGCGCUGGCUCAGGUCGAGCCAUCAGUGGUUGAGCUGCUGGGUGGGCGGGAUCUGGUGCUGCCCUUCUCAGGGAUCGGUCAUUUCAGGAAGGAGGUGGUGUUUGUUGGGCUGGCCCCUGGAGAACACAGACACACACUGGACAGUCUGGCAGAGUUGUUGCGGAGCCGUUUUGUGGAGCAGGGUCUUCUGCAAGGAGACAGCCGUGGGUUUGAACCCCACCUCACCAUUAUGAAGCUGUCCAGAGCAUCGAAACUACGAUCCCAGGGUAUAAAGCGUGUGGACCCAGCUCUCUACUCCAACUACACAAACAAGUUCUUUGGAGACCAGACGGUUGAGCGAGUGGAUCUUUGUUCCAUGUUGAAAAAGAAGCAACAAGAUGGGUAUUACCACACCGAGUCUUCACUGCAACUCGAUUUGGUUCAGAACCCACUCCAUCCCAAACGUUCAAGUGGGCGUCGCCGGUCUGAGCCUGACGAGGCGGAGCUACUGAGGGUCAGCAGGCGAUUGGUCGAGGAUGCCGUCAAUCGCGCCUUGCAGCAAUACAAGCAGGAAACAUUUCAAAAUGGCGGUGGGCCUAAUGCCACGGCAGUGCAGCCCGCCGGCAGCACAGAAGACACAGCAACAAAGAAGGACACUAAAGCUAACUCCACUACAGACAACAGGAAGUGACAUCAUCAAACAGAGGUACACAGACUGAAAAACCAGCUGCCCAGAAAACAUCAGCCAGGUCUGGCUCAACCAGGAGAAGAGUCACUAAGCCCUGGGCACAAAAGCCUGAACCAGCCAACCAGUCAGCCCAGUUUGCUGACCUGCCAACCCAGCUAGCCAAUCACAACGGCUGGCCAGUCAUGCUAGCUACCUGCCCAACUGACCUAGCUUGACACUAGUUGAAAA